GGAGACUGAACAGAUAGACUCAGCCACGGAAGAGGGAGAGGGAGUGAGAAGACAAUGCCGUCAAAGCCCCAACAGCUUUCUUUUUCUCCAGCCCAGAGCAGACGCCUGAGCCCCCCCGAGGUACUCCUUCCAUCUUUGGAACACACUAGUAAUUCACUGAUAACAGGAAGUUAUGAGGGAUCCUGUGAGUAGCCAGUACAGCUCCUUUCUUUUCUGGAGGAUGCCCAUUCCAGAACUGGAUCUGUCGGAGCUGGAAGGCCUGGGUCUGUCAGAUACAUCCAUCUACAAGAUCAAAGACGGCAGUGCUGGCAAAAUGACCAGGCAAGCAACGGGAGAACAGGAGAAAAACUCCGAAGGCGAUUCCCUCCUUGAAUACAGCACCUUCAACUUCUGGAGAGCUCCCAUUGCUAGCAUCCACUCCUUUGAUUUGGACUUGCUUUAAGCCCAAGACUUCUCUUUCCCACCACCUGCUGUCACUGUCUUCCCUUUCAAGCCCCUUCCUUUCUACCCUUUUCUCCUAUUAAUCUUGCUCUCUCCCCUCUAUUGUGUUGAGGUGGUGCUGAUUAAUCUGCCAGAGUUGUGUUGUAUUUAUUUAUUUAUCUAUUUAUUUAUCUAUCUCUCUAUUUUAUCAGUUUCUCUCAAAAGCCCUUAAGCCACAAAGAAAAGGGUUUGAGCAAUGGAGUAUUGGAUCACAGGGAUUCCCCCUCCCUCCACGAGGGCCCCAACUAAUUCCAGAAAACAAGCCUGGUGGGGGCACCAGAGAGUAGUACAAUGGUACAAAAUGGAGGGUGGAUUUUUUUACUUCAUUUUAAUCAGCUUUAGAGAUUGCUUAAACCUAAUUUCCUGCUCCAGAUCAGUAAACAUAAAUCUUUCUUCCACCGUUGUUGAAAACCUUAGAAGUUUUCAUUUGAGAUUAUCUGCGAUAAGACAGUAGGAUUUCUAAAUGGCUAAGGUGAUAAGUCUCUUGCUAUUUGAUCCUGCUCCUUGUAAUAUAUGUUUUCUCAGAGAAAUUGGGGAUAGUUAAAAGUAUAAAACAAAGGAAGUAAUACAUCAUGGAAAAUUAAAAUAGGGGAAAGCACUGAAUCAUUUCAGAAAUAACUACAUUCUCAAAAGGGUGUUCCUCUUUCAAGCCUACUCACUUUAUAGCUUUGCUCCUAACUGAAAACUCUGAGGAAAAUGACUCCAAUUUCAAUUCUUAAGAUGCAAUCUUACUGAUUACUGUGAUAAUCUGUAAGGUUUUGAUUCGGCUUCUGAAUGGCAUAGGGUUUGGCCUUUAGUGUUUUAGUCUUGCCUUGCAUCUGCAAUGUGUAAUACCGAUCAGUGGGCCUCAGGCACACUUCUUCAGCUACCUUGAGACCAUGAAAUAAUCACAUUUAUGACCAUACACCUUGUCCCCUCAUUCCUUCCAAAAUUAUUGCUGCUGAUUUGUGCUGCCAUUUACUCAUUUCUUUAAUAAACACAUUCGAUCCC
This is a messenger RNA of Mustela erminea (ermine), 1470 nucleotides long. Its product is annotated as protein AF1q-like. The record is from RefSeq and is a predicted model, not a curated record. The transcript has a single exon. Gene Ontology annotation, cellular component: nucleoplasm; cytosol. Bases 173 to 442 code for a protein of 89 amino acids. Gene Ontology annotation, biological process: positive regulation of mitochondrial depolarization; apoptotic signaling pathway; positive regulation of DNA-templated transcription. Lineage: Eukaryota; Metazoa; Chordata; Mammalia; Carnivora; Mustelidae.